Molecule: messenger RNA, 2820 nt
Organism: Arabidopsis lyrata subsp. lyrata
Lineage: Eukaryota; Viridiplantae; Streptophyta; Magnoliopsida; Brassicales; Brassicaceae
Product: transcription factor bHLH89
Exons: 4
Coding region: 1359-2624 (421 amino acids)
Biological process (GO): regulation of DNA-templated transcription; anther wall tapetum development
Molecular function (GO): protein dimerization activity
Source: RefSeq, a predicted model, not a curated record
CUUUCCCGCAUAGCUUUUGUUUCUAAUAUUUUUCCAUACGUCACGUGGGACCCAGUUAAUAUUCUUCACAAAAAAUCCGCUACCUUGCCUUGGAAACAUAUUUUGCAUGACCCAACAAACAUGAAAUUAAAAAAAUACUCCACUUAACAAUGAAAUAAUACAAAUAAAGCCUUUAUCUUAUUUAUAAUAUCAUCGGUCAUUGUAUAUCAGAAGUCAGAAGUCAGAAGUGCUAGACAAAAUGUACAAUGUUCAAUCUUUUUUGACCUAAUAGAAAAAGCUUCCGCUGACAAACUAUGAUCAAUAUUAUUUCCUUUAGAUGUCAAAAAAUACUAUAGCUACUAACUUCAUAUAAUAUUUUGUGAAUGUCUCGUUUCUUAAUUUUUUGUUAAAACUCGGCCCUAUUUAUACAAAAGACAAUGCGAAAAAAUCUUUAAACAACGGGAGUUUUACUACUAAAAAAAAACUUCGAAAUUGAAAGUGUAAUUAAGAACUCUCCAUUAUAUUUGAAGGAUUCAAAUCAACCUUAACAUUUCUCAGAAAAUAUAAGGAAUAGACCGAAAUACCCCUGAAGAUCAUCUCCCAAAACGGCAAAACCUGAGAGAAUCGUGACGGGACCCACACGAAGAGAGACACGUCAUGAAACUUACAGACUGUAACUAACCACCGGCCUGUCUUGCCACAAAGAGAAAUUUCAUGAUCCAACCAAAACCCUCGUUACUAAAAAAAUGUAACUUCUUAAAAAAAAAAACAAAGGCUCUAAAAGAUUCAACUUAUAAACUAAAAGAACUCAAAUAUGUAACUUACUAUUUCUUUUACCAAUAAGGUAACAAAAAAUUUCAUUUCAAUAAAGAUGUAUCAAAUUAGGUAUUGUCACGCGCAAAAAAGAAAUCUGGACUUUACCAGAGUACCACCAUUAAUUUUUAUAGAUAAAACAGAAACAUUAGUUUCCAAUUUUGAAUAUUACGAUACGAACAAACAAGACAGUAAGACACUAGAGUUUUGAGAAAGAAGAGAAAUAAUUAUAAAUACGUUUUGAAAAUAUAUAACAAAAGGAAAACAAAUGUUUGUUUUGAAAUUAAAAUUUAUGUCCCCCGUUCGACCACAAAUAAAUAACAGACGUAUUUUAUAAAUACAAAAAAAAAAAAAGGUUUAAUGUGUCAUCUUCCACUCUAUUUAUUUGUACUCUCAAAUUGCAAACGUAUAGGCAUUUUAAAAAGAGAGAGAGAGAAAGAGUUGUUAAUGUAAGUCUCUUCUUGGCGUGAAUUCGGAUGCUUUAAUCGGAAAAGGUUCUUCGGCGAAUCAUCAGCCAAGUCGAUUUUGAAACCAUCUUUCUUAGCCCUUUGGACCGGUUUGGGUACAUGGAAGGAGGAGGCAUGUUUGAAGAAAUUGGGUGUUUUGAUCCAAAUGCUCCAGCAGAAAUGACGGCUGAGAGCAGUUUCUCUCCGGCUGAGCCACCACCGACGAUCACGGUCAUCGGUAGCAACAGCAACAGCAACUGCAGUUUAGAAGAUCUCUCUGAAUUCCACCUCAGCCCACAAGACUCUUCUCUACCUGCCUCAGCCUCAGCUUAUGUUCAUCAGCUUCACGUCAAUGCUACGCCUAAUUGUGAUCAUCAAUUCCAGAGUUCGAUGCACCAAACCCUUCAAGGUCCAUCGUAUCCACAACAGUCGAAUAAUUGGGACAAUGGUUACCAAGAUUUUGUGAACUUGGUUCCUAAUCAUACAACUCCUGACCUACUUAGUCUCUUGCAAUUACCAAGAUCCUCACUUCCGCCAUUCGCAAACCCUAGCCUUCAAGAUAUUAUCAUGACAACAUCUUCCUCUGUUGCCGCCUAUGACCCGCUCUUCCACCUGAAUUUCCCUUUGCAGCCUCCUAAUGGGACUUUCAUAGGAGUUGAUCAAGAUCAAACUGAGAUAGAAAACCAAGGAGUGAAUUUGAUGUAUGAUGAAGAAAACAACAACCUAGACAAUGGUCUAAACCGUAAAGGGAGAGGAUCGAGAAAGCGGAAAGUUUUCCCUACCGAACGCGAGAGAAGAGUUCACUUCAAAGACCGGUUUGGUGACUUAAAGAAUCUAAUUCCAAAUCCCACCAAGAAUGAUAGAGCAUCAAUCGUCGGAGAAGCGAUAGAUUACAUCAAAGAGUUGUUAAGGACGAUCGAUGAGUUCAAGCUGCUAGUCGAAAAGAAAAGAACAAAACAGCGGAACAGAGAAGGAGAUGAUGUUAUUGAUGAGAACUUCAAGGCUCAAAGCGAAGUAGUAGAACAAUGUUUGAUCAAUAAGAAGAACAAUGCCUUGAGAUGCUCAUGGCUGAAGAGGAAAUCGAAAUUCACUGAGGUCGAUGUACGCAUCAUAGACGAUGACGUAACCAUCAAGAUCGUGCAGAAGAAGAAAAUCAAUUGUUUGGUCUUUGUAUCCAAAGUCGUUGACCAGCUUCAGCUUGAUCUUCACCAUGUAGCUGGUGCACAAAUCGGAGAGCACCACAGUUUCUUGUUCAACGCCAAGAUUUGUGAAGGAUCUAGUGUUUAUGCAAGUGCCAUAGCAGAUAGAGUAAUGGAAGUGUUGGAGAAACAAUACAUGGAAGCUCUUUCGACCAAUAAUGGCUAUCACUGCUACUCCAGUGAUUAAUGCGUUUUCACCUUAGCUGGUCAUUUCUUUGAUUAUGAAUAAUUAAUAAUCACAUUAGUAAUAUUUUCCGUAUUGUUGUUCUUAAAUUAGCCUCUGUUUCUAUUUUUUUUUUUUCUUUCUUGUUUUGGGUUUCAUUACCUGUUCCACUCAUAUCCCUCGAAAUUUCUUAGAUUAGUUUUCUUGAUUUUAUAUGUGA